GUCCGCGAUUUAUUUUUAUUUCUUUAUUUUAUAGUUGGUAGCAUGGUCCGCUCCUGCAGUCUUGUACUUGUACUAGAGAUCAGUAAUGCAGAGAGCUGUGACUAGUAUUGUGAAGUGUAAAAAUGCAUCUAUUGAAGAACAAGUUAUGUGCUGUGGUGAAACUGACUGCUUUUGUUAAUACCACUUAAGUGAGAAGAUGGGUAGCAUCAGCAGGAUUUCAUGCAUCUUCUUCAGUGAGUUCCACCCCACAUUGGGGCCAAAAAUCACAUACCAGGUGCCAGAGGAGUACAUUUCCCGAGAGCUGUUUGACACAGUCCAGGUUUACAUCAUCACAAAACCAGAACUUCAGAACAAACUCAUAACAGUCACGGCCAUGGAUAAGAAGCUGAUUGGCUGUCCAGUUUGCAUUGAACACAAAAAGUACAGCCGAAAUGCUCUUCUCUUCAAUUUAGGAUUUGUAUGUGAUGCCAAAGCAAAGACUUGUGCCCUAGAGCCAAUUGUCAAGAAAGUGUCUGGCUAUCUCACAACCCUUGAGUUGGAGAGUGGUUUUAUAUCAAAUGAAGAAAGCAAGCAGAAACUCAUUCCCAUGAUGACCAUCUUACUAGAGGAGUUGAAUGCAAAGGGGGAAUGCACUCUGCCAAUAGAUGAAUCCAAUACCAUACACUUGAAGGUUAUUGAACAACGAAAGGACCCACCAGUUGUUCAGGAGUAUGAGGUACCUGUCUUUACAGAGUGCAAAGAGGACUUCAUGCACUCUCAGUGGGAUCUCACCACACAACAGAUCCUGCCAUAUAUUGAUGGGUUCCGCCACAUUCAGAAGAUUUCAGCUGAAGCUGAUGUUGAACUGAACCUGGUUAGAAUUGCUGUACAGAAUUUACUAUACUAUGGAGUUGUAACACUGGUAUCUAUAUUUCAGUAUUCCAAUGUCUAUUGUACAACGCCAAAGGUUCAGGACCUGGUGGAUGACAAAUCACUACAAGAUGAGUGUCUCUCCUAUGUAACUAAACAAGGUCACAAGCGUGCUAGCCUAAGGGAUGUGUUUGUGUUAUACUGUGGACUUAGCCCGGGUACCACGGUGAGAGACCUCUGUUCCCGUUAUGCACAGCAACUUCAUCGAGUAGAUGAAAGAAGGCUGAUUCAGUUUGGAUUAAUAAAGGACUUGAUCCGACGACUACAGAAGUAUCCUGUGAAGAUCAACCGGGAUGAAAGAAGUAGACCUGCUCGCCUUUAUACCGGUUGUCAUAGCUAUGAUGAGAUCUGCUGUAAAACAGGAAUGAGCUAUCGCGAAUUGGAUGAGAGGCUGGAAAAUGACCCCAAUAUUAUAGUCUGUUGGAAGUGAUACCUUGGGAUGCUUAACUUCUUUUCUCCUCUACACAUCCAGAAAAAAGUGAGAAACUAAAGAGUAAUGGAGUCCCAUGGAACCGCUGAAAACUUAGCACAGCUGACUUUAUUACUGCUUGAAUGUUUCAUUUUCUGCAGCUCUGCUUAUGGGUUUAGUGUCAAAUAGCACUUAAACAGACUAACAUUGAAAUAUUGCAGUUUCUACUAAACAUUCAAAUGGAGUAAAAAUAACUGAAGAUGUAUAGUAGGCAGGUUUUCAAAAUAAAGUAUUAGCAGCUCUAGACCAGUUCAGCUCUGUUCUAGGGGCAGUGCUGAGUGAAAAAAAUAAUGAUCUGAUGUUGUCAAUUUUCAUUCAUUCCUCAACUAAUAGUUCAAAUCCAAUCUCAGAUCCAGUUCUGCCGUUAAACUAGCUUGCGGCCUCUAACAAACUCUGAAGCUCCUUCCCUUCCCAUAAUGCACCACCUUAACCUCCCUCAGAUCUUAUGUGCCACUUCAGCAUCUAGAUGUGGUCGUCUUCAGCUCUGGAAUUUUUCAGUGGGAGCUAAGUUCUUUUUUCAUAUUAUCAUUUUAAAACUCCUCAUUUUACUCUUAUUUAAUUACUAGCUGAUUUUUAAACUAUAUAUUUAAUAUUAAGUUGUUUUUUUCUUUUCCUUUUUUCUCACACUCUUGAGUGUAACUUACCUAUCAUCGUUAAUAGGCCUGACUCUCCUUCCCUUCACCCUUAUUUAAUUAUACUACUUGAUAUUUUCUAUUUUUCUAUUUUUCCUUAAGUAAUGUAAUUUUUAUUACCAUAGUUAGUAUCACCUGUUUCCUCUCUCUGUCUCUCUCUUAUGGAGAUAUAUGUAUAUGAUCAUUAAGAUGUUAGAAAAAGCAGGAUUUAAAAAAAUGUGAGAAGUGUGGGCAUAAAUUGCCAUUUUCAGAUGCCCACACACUUUGUGUAUAUUAUUUAGGUCUGGAACAUCUACAACAGGACUGCUCUGUCACUAAUUCAACCUCCGUGCCUUACUGGACAGGAAGAACAAGUUAAUUUUGAAAGGACUGUUGCCUUCUUCAUUCUCUGAAGCUAUGGCUGGGGUUAAAUCCCCCAAACAUAAGUCUAAAGACCCUAUCUACAGCCUCUUCUUCUUCAGAGCCAUUGAAAAAGAAACAGAAGUUGGAUCCAAAGUCUGUUACAAUCUGACCUUCAUCGAAUCCUGCUCAGUCAGUGAGGGAUCCGACAUCCUUGGAUCCAAAACCUUUGCCAAGGACUAGGUACUCUCCAAGUGUAGAUCCAUAUCCAUCCAGAGUACCCUCUCCCUUUCUAGAUAGGUGCUCUAAAUCUCCAUCCCUGACAUCUUCCCAGUCCUCCAGAAGUUUUAUGAAAGCAGACGUGGAGAGAAUGAUGAGGAAAUUCUUCAUGGAGCAGUUUCAGAGAGGACUUCUCAUGGUACCCACCCAUUCGGGUCAGGAAGUUUGAUCAUCCACUACUCCACCCAUUAUUGCUACUUCUCUAACUCAACCUAUGGUUUUAGAGCCCUUGGAUCUGGGCAUCCCAGGACCAUCUGGUUCAGAUCCGAAGAGAGUUUUGUCUUCAUAUCUGAAUACCACUCUGCACUGGCUCUGACAUCCUCUGUGCCAGAGGACUGUUUGAGCCAAAGCAUCCCUUUUGGAUCCAGGAGAAUGGAGUCAACGGUUAGGUUUUUGAAACCAUUUCUUUCUCUAGGAACCUCAUCACUAGAUAGCUUGGCUCCAGUUUCCACCUCAGGUGGAUUGUUCUUGGAGUGGAAGGAAGUGACAAGCCAGAAACUCACUUUCUCAUCUCCAUUGCCUUUCUUCUCCUCUGAGCGGUUUGCCUUUGAGGUCAUGAAAAGGGUUUUCUCUGCUCCUGUAGAUCAGAUGGUCCUUCCUUCUCAGAUGACUUUGCACUGUGUUCUUCAACAUUCUACUAUGCAAGGACAGCCAGCCCAAAGCUUCCAGUCUAUUCAGUAGGUUGUUGUCAUCUCUUCUCAUACUUCACUAGACCACCUCACUGAGGAAGUCCCUAGGAAGAGGAAGUGUAAAAGGAGGCACUUGGACUCUCCUCAAGAGUCGGUCACUGAGGAUACAGAUUUUGAUGAAGGAGAGGGGUCCCCAAAAUCGCCACCUUUGAUGUUUCAUUUGGAGACAUUCUGGAGAUCCUUAAGCAGAAGUGUGGUCAGACUUCCCAGAACCCUUAUCCUGAGGAAUCUGUAUUUCUGGAAGGAUUUUUUAUUGACAUGUCUACCUCCUGGGUUACUCCACCCACUGACGAACUCAUUGAUUUGAUUUCUAAGCAGGCGAAAAAGAACCUGACAUGACUGAACCAAUCCCCAAGAGACCAGAUAGGAUUCUGUCUCCCCUGGUAGGAUGAGAAUAUUGAAGUAAAGGGGUUGAAGUAGAUGGCAUGGUCGAGGCAGUGGCUACAAAAAAGGAACUUGUGGAACAGAGUUCCACUGUCCAUCCUCCUAAUAGAGAGUUUAGGGCAAUAGACAGAUUUGGGAAGCGUGUUUAUGCUUCAGUGACAUUUGCACUCGGAUUGCUGAACUUUUUGACAUACUUUACUAGGCUACAAAGAGAUUUGAUUAAGGAACUUUCUAAAUCUCUUUUUGGGAACAAAACGUCUGAGGCUCAAUAUUCAGUAGUUUCAGGUGGCUACCCUACAGGCUAUAUCCAAUUCAUCCAUGAGGUUUAUGCUGCAGAAGGUGCCUUUAGGGCUGCAGGUUCAGGCAUUUCCAUCAGUAAACAUGCCUGGAUGCACCUGUGUGACUUUGCAGAGCCCUUCAAGUCAUCGUUCGUCAAUGCUUCCUUUGAUGGCUUCUCUUUGUUUGCCGUACAGUAAAGGACACACUUUCCAGGUGUGAGAAAGAUGGAAAGACCCUCUCUGCAGUGGGCGUGCAUUUUUUGACCCCUCAAAGGAACUUUUCUAGGAAUACACAGGGAGGUCAAAAAAUGUGGUUCAAGAAAUCACAGUGUCCUUUUCCAGACACAUGUGGAGAUAAUGCUCCCAGAUGCAGAAGGGGGGUGAUAAUGGUAGAUGACACCCUCAUGGCAGAGGUGGCACACAAAACCGAGGGUCUGGGGAUUCCUUUUCUGAUAGGUCCUUUCAUCCCUCCUGAAUGGUGACCAGAUUGCCCUCUUCUGGAGGCAGUUGGGGGUCGCUUAUGUCUGCACUGAACAGCCUGACUAGAGAUAACGAGAGACAGUUGGGUGCAGAGAAUUAUUUCCAGGGAUUAUAUAAUUCCCUUAUCCCUUCCUCCUCCUUUGUCGAGAAAAUUUCCCGAUGUCCUACCCAAUCAGAAGGCACAACAGAACUAGAAAUUCAAAAGCUGCUAGAUAAGAGUCAUCCAAGAGGUCCUACCAGACCAAAUAGAAUCUGCACUUACUCAAGAUUUUUUAGUGCCAAAGAAAACAGGAGACUGGAGACCAGUUUUGGAUCUCAGCAUACUGAACAAAUCGGUUUGACACACAAAGUUCUGGAUGGUCAUGGUUCAGUCCAUUCUCCCUUUUCUAAGCAAGGAUGACCGGAUGUGCUAGAUAGACCUUCAGGAUGCAUACUACCACAUAAAGAUGAGCAGAUGAUCCAGAAGGUAUUUACAUUUCCUGCUUGGAGCCAGUCACUAACAGCUCAGAGCACUGCCCUUUGGUUUCACCACAGCCCCCAGAGUGUUUACCAAGUGCAUCGCAGUGGUAGCAGCUCACUUGAGACUGCAAGGAUUCUGGGUAUUUCCAUAUUUAGAUGACUGGCUCAUCACUGUCCCAACCAAGCAUUAACUGAUAGAAGCACAGGAUCAGGUGAUACAAACUUGUUCACUUCUUGGAAUUACCAUAAAUUACAAGACUCGCAUACAACUGACUCAGACAUUGGAAUUCAUAGGGGCAGUGGUCAACACACAAUCUGUGGUAGCUUCUCUUCCACUUUCAAGAGUGCAAACAAUAAGGAUGCAGGUCAAGACGAUAAUGCAGUACCAGGAAUUUCAACUCAGCUGGUUCUCCAAGACCUGGGGUCCAUGUCAGGAGCAAUAACUUUACUCCCGUUAGCAAGAUACCACAUGAGAAUUCUACAAUGGAUGCUAGCAACACAGUGAGUCAGUGCUUUCUCAACCCAUGUCAGCGAAGAUAAGAAUUACCCAGGCAUACCCAAGUAUGCAAACAGUACCUUUCCUGGUAGAUACAGUCACAGCAGCUGUUAGAAGGUUGUCCUUUCAUCCUCCCUCAGCCCAAGGCCAUACUGACCAUGGAUGCUCCCCAGAUUGGGGGGGGGGGACUUCCUGAGGAAAACGGUCCAAGGCACUUGGUCCCCUGCAGAGGCCAACCUAGAUAUCAGUGUUCUGGAGAUGAUAGCAGUGCCCUUAGCAUUGCAGGCAUUCCAGGACUCUCUUUCUCUUGGAACAAUUGCAGUAAAGACAGAUAACGUGUCAGUAGUCUGGUACAUCAUCAAGCAAGAGGGAGCCAGAUCCUGUCUUCUGUAUCGAGAAGCCCUGUGAGUGUGGCAAUGGGAGUUAUCUUCCAGUUGCUGUCUAAUAGCAAUGCACAUUCCAAGGAAGUCCAAACAAGCUAUGCAGGGCCAUCUUGCUGCCUCACAAGUGGUCUCUCAAUAACAAGGUGACAGAAAUUAUUUUCAAUCGGUGGGGCCAGCCUUGCUGCAGUCAUUUUGCAUCUCCCCUAAGCAACAAGUGCAGCAGCUUCUUUGCCCUGAUUCCUGCACUGGGGGAAAUUACUGAGGGAUGCUGUACUCCACAGUUGGCCCUCUGGCCUUCUAUACCCUUAUCCCCCAACUCUACUAGUUCCCAAAUUCCUUCAAAAAACAGCCCAGUUGAAGAGCAAAGUCAUUCUCAUUGCAUCCUACUGGCCUUGACAGAUUUGGUUUCCCUUCCUUUGGCCUCAUCUACUAAAACCACCUUGGAUUUUGGAUCCAAUCCCAAACCUUCUGUCUCACCCAACAGGCAUGCUUCACCCUGACAUCUCAAACUAACAGCAUGGCUUUUCCAGUUCAUUUAAUAGCCAGGCAACCAUUGCUUUCUUCUCCUCUCUAUUCCAUACUUUUAUUUUCCCAUAAACAUUCCACUAGGAAACUCUACAGAAGUAAAUGGAGAAGGUCUGUUUAUUGGGCAGAGCAAAAUCAGAGAGACCCCUUCUCAGCUCCAAAUCAUUCUGUUCUUGAAAUUUUAGUGAGUUUGUUUAAUGAGCGGGCUAGUUCAUCAACUAUUAAAGUUCAACUCGCAGCAAUAUCUAACUUCCAUGAAGGAUUUCAAAAUUCUUCCCUGGCAUCCACUAAACUGUGUAAAGCUUUUUUAAAAGGUACCCUUUUG
Molecule: messenger RNA, 6647 nt
Organism: Protopterus annectens (West African lungfish)
Lineage: Eukaryota; Metazoa; Chordata; Ceratodontiformes; Protopteridae
Gene: NPRL2
Product: NPR2 like, GATOR1 complex subunit
Exons: 11
Coding region: 197-1339 (380 amino acids)
Biological process (GO): negative regulation of TORC1 signaling; cellular response to amino acid starvation; positive regulation of autophagy
Cellular component (GO): GATOR1 complex; vacuolar membrane
Molecular function (GO): GTPase activator activity
Source: RefSeq, a predicted model, not a curated record